Molecule: messenger RNA, 2820 nt
Organism: Trypanosoma cruzi
Lineage: Eukaryota; Euglenozoa; Kinetoplastea; Trypanosomatida; Trypanosomatidae
Exons: 1
Coding region: 1-2820 (939 amino acids)
Source: RefSeq, a predicted model, not a curated record
AUGGUUUCUGUGCCCAAAAUUCUGCAGGUGAUCACUCGCCUAUUUGAGUCUCCCCAGCCAUCCUUUAGGCCGGCGGAUGCUUACCUGGUCCUGAAUUUUUUGCGGGGCAUCCCGUUGGAUUUGCGAGGCCCCACUGUCACGAUGAAUAUGUUUAAGAUUGUGCUGCACUGCCCGCAUGCUUCUACACUCUUUGAGAAUAACACGCGGUUAGCUACCAAAGUCAUCUUGACAUUUUUGGUUGAGCGUUUGCGAGACGAUGCGGAAGUUGAAGAGGCGAUGCGGCGCGUUAUUCGAUCCGUGAGCGUCAAUCAGAACUUGUCCACGCCUCUCUACUUGACGAUGACAAGAAAACUCUCGCGCCAAAGGCGUGACUCAUCAACAUCGGAUUCGCCUGCGGCACUGGUGCAGGACGAUGCUCUUGUGGAGGAUCUCCUGGAGCGUGUCAUUCGCCGGAUUCCAAGGGCGGGGCAGGACAUACGUGAGGGUGUCCCUUAUGGCUUUCUGUCGCAAAAGGAAAUGCACAAGCGAGGGGGUCGAGAGUUUGAGAAACCCGAGCUGAUUUUUCUUAUUUCUACGCUGCGCCACGUCACUGUUUCACGCGCGGCGCGGUGUAAGGAUGGUGCCGUGGAAACAGUCUUCAAUCCGAUGCCACUUGCUGCACACAUUGUGGAAGCUGUGAUACGGGGGGUGGAAUCCCUCCCUGCGUUCCGUCACGAGGAUGCACCACCGCGAGCAGAUGACUGGAUUCUCAUUUCGCAUCUGAUGGGUUGUCUUGACAGCCGCCUACAUGAAUUUGGGAAGCGGCUGUGGCGACAAAAGGCACGCCUCUAUGAUCCAACGAGUGUGAAAUUCAACGAGGAUUUUAAUUUACCGAUUUGGCUGGCGGGGUUCUUAUUUUCCUUGCGAGGUACGGAUAAAAUUGAUGCCAUAAAACUAUGGAUUGACAUCAUGACAACUCCUCAGGUCUUGUCGGAAAUGCCUCCUAAAAUGAUGCGGGUUCUGCUUGUUGAUGUGACUUUUGCUCUUCGUAAUGAUUCGGACAGUAAUUUACGUGAGCGGUUAAUUUUGGGAGGGAAUCGAAUUUUGGAUGCAUUGGAUACGGCGUAUAAAUCCUCGUCCUCUUCCACGGUGUCAGCAUCGUCUGAAAGUGUACGAACACGUAUGUCAUUUUCCAGAUUUUUCCCUCCUUUAGAGAAUCCAAAGGAGCUUGAAAAAACUUUUUUACUGCUGAAGGAUGCUUUGGAGUCUGAUGAGGAGGUGGCUUGUGAAUUAAUCGGCGAAUCAGCGGAUUUUGUGCGAUACAUGCAAAGAACGGAGAGGAUUGAUAUGCAAACAUUGUCUACAGUCCUACAGUUGUUGACGAAGCGCGUCCUACGCGUGUUGGAUCAACCCUUUUUGGAUGAUGCGAACACGGAGGCGAUCAUUGCUGCCAUUGUUGCCUUCACUGCACUGUUGCGUGACAUUCAACCAAAGGAGUCUAAUGGAGAGGAGGAUGUCACGCUGAGGAACUUAUUUCAUGCAAUUGCCGUGAAGUUUUUUUAUCAUCAUUCGCUAAAGCCUACUCCGCUUAUCAUUGCUGUAUUAUUACAGUAUAUGGAGUUGCUUGACUUCACUUCAAAUACGCAGUACACAACAAGAGUGCGUGAGCUCAUUCUUACUGCACUGCGGUCGGUUCCGGACAAGGUGCAGGAGAUCAAUUCACACACGGCACAGCAUUGCUUUGACAUGACGCUUCGCGCGGUUCGUUUUCAUGUGAUGGACGAAGAGGUAUUAAUGGGGGCGUCUGUGGCACUGCGACAUGCCACCGAUACUGCCAUCCUGCGCGAGAUGAGUUGGGAGCAACGGAACUUGAUGAUUGAGCGAGGUGCCGCCCUUUACCGCGAAUUGUCACACUCCUUCUCCAGCUUGAAGCAGGCGAGGCGGUUGGGGAAACAGGUGUUGAACGUGACGGCAUUGGCCGCCUCAGAAAAAGUUAAGCCGCGCGAGCCGCAGAUGCAUUCAGAUGGAACACCGAGGCAUAAAGACUUUAGGUGCUUGCGACGAUGCGCGCAGUUGAUGUGGGUGGUGGCGAUGCGGGCGACACUUUUACCAAUUCCACGGACCCCCGUUGAUCGCUACUUGGUAUCGAUGCUACGGUUUGCGAAAAAGCACUGGAUUGCGGAGACGUUGACGACAAGUGAGCAAACAGAGAAAGCCGCAAAAGAUACGGCUGUACAUCAAGUUGAUGAGAAAUUAAGUCAUGAGUUUUUGGAUGUCUUACUACCGUUAUUUCAUCCGCUUAUCGUUUUAGGAGUCACAGACAAGAGGGCUUUUUACGCGAACUUUCGGCGUAACAAAUUCAUCAUAUCCACCGCCUGUGAGAUUUUACAGAGGAAUAGUGAUUUCUUAUCGCCAUGUGUGUGGUACCAUGUACAGCGGACAUUUUCAAAUCUUUUCUCGAUCUUGCAAGGCCAAAUUACACCGCUUGAAUUGAAAGUGCUCCGGUUGGCUUUAAAACAGACUCUUCGAAGUGUUCAGGCAUGUGGCAAUCGUGGGACAUGGCACCUGACGGAGCAAAAAAAGUCUCUUCGACAAGAAACGGAAGAUGAAACCAUUUUAACCCCGAAAUGGAUCGGUGACAUGUUCUCUUGUGCCGAGUUCGUUGAUGACCCGGACCUACGGCUCUACCUUAUCUCGCUUCUCACGGAGCAACUGGAGGUGGUGGGCAACGAGGCGACGAAUGAGACAGAAACAUCGGUUUCAGAAGAGGAAAAGUCACGGUUGAUUUGUUUAAAGAAGACAAUGUUGACGUUGCGGCGUGGCUCCGUGCUAUAUUAUUAA